Messenger RNA from Eurytemora carolleeae, 1230 nucleotides. RefSeq names its product postacrosomal sheath WW domain-binding protein. The transcript is spliced from 4 exons. The record is from RefSeq and is a predicted model, not a curated record. NCBI's taxonomy places the organism in Eukaryota, Metazoa, Arthropoda, Copepoda, Calanoida, Temoridae. The coding region runs from base 15 to 494 and encodes 159 amino acids.
AGUUUUCAGAAAAGAUGGUUUGGAGAAAUGCCGCAAUCGUUGUUCUAGUCCUGUAUGUCGGAUAUGCUGUUGCAGAAGAUACUUUGGGUUCUAGACAUGAAAACAAAGUUGAGGAGACCAAUCUUUCAGAUGAACAGGGUACGGGGAAGUUGAUCUUCACAGGUCCAGGAUACACCAUCAAUCUUGUACCUCAAGCUAUUCUUCUUGGGAUCCUAUCUUUCUUGGCUGUCUUUGCCUUUGGUCUCCUGGGAACCGGAGGUGGUGAAACCAGCUCCUAUGGAUCAGGUUCCGGUUAUGGAGCCCCCGAGGCCAGCUACGGAGCUCCCUCUCCUUCCUAUGGAGCCCCUGCCCAAUCCUAUGGAGCCCCUGCCGCUUCUUAUGACGCCCCUUCUUCUGGCUAUAACGCUGCUAGAUAUUAUGACACCUACUCCGCAGCUGCCACCGACCCCUUGAACCAGUACGAAGACACCAGGAGAAAACGAAGCGCUUUCUAGACCAUCAGUUUUUAAUUCCAUACAUUCAUUUUUUGUAAGGCCUUUUUGGGCCAGCACGCCAUUGAUUUUUACAUAACUAGACGCGACAAAACACAUCAAAAUGCGACCGUACUAUCAAAAUGACCUGUAGCAAGGGUGGUAAUACCCUUGACACACACUUAUAUACGAACUUUAAUCUAGUCAUUAUUAUUACAUUAUGAAGAGAUGUAUUAUGUAACUGUAACUGGACUUUAUGUUGGAGAACUACUUGCUUUAACUGGAAACCCAUGUUGUACACUGUACACUACCGCUGUACGUUGUACAAUCAUAAAAGGACAACGAGCUUUCGUUCAAAACUUUGACCAAUGGACUUCAUUGUAAAAAAUGAACUGUAACUGUAAACAAAAAAACUGUUGAUAUGAAUGUUUAAAGACACUAAAGACAUGCUCCAAAGUAAACGGAUGCUUAUUGUAGACAUUAUAUGUCAUUUUUCGACUUUAUUAUACAUGUUUUUUGUUUAUUUCAACAUAAAAGGAUUGCUAUGAUUAACAAUUAUGGUUGUAAAAAAAGGAUUAAUUAACGAGGCCGCUUGGAUUUAGUUUUUUAAGGGUUACCCUCUAAAACGGGUAUAUAUAUAAUUAAGGGGUUUAAAGUCUAUGUGGGCUUUUAACAUUGUUUUUAUUAUUGUUAUUAUUUCGCUGUUAUCACAUCAGUCUUAGUUUAUUAUUCAAUAUACAUUAAUCAACUGUUAAAAAAA